AUGGCUUCAAGAACAAUGCUCCUGCGCUCCGUGUCGCGCGCGACUACGUCGCCUGUCUCGAUCGCCUCUGCGACCCCGGCGCGUAGCUUUCAGACCUCAGCCCGGCGGCUGGCCGAGGCACCGCUGACUGCACGCAAGCCAGUCGGCGCGUUCCGUGGGGGUCUCUUCGGCUUCCUUCUCGGCGCGACGCUGACGGGUGCGGGCGUGUACUACUACGUGCUCACGGAAUACAAAGCGUCCAACGACCAGCUGACGGAAGACAUUUACACCCUGCAAAGGGCCACGCAGCAGCUCAGCACCCACCUGGCGACGCUCGAGGACAAGGUCCAGAAGAAAUGA
Molecule: messenger RNA, 339 nt
Organism: Sporothrix brasiliensis 5110
Lineage: Eukaryota; Fungi; Ascomycota; Sordariomycetes; Ophiostomatales; Ophiostomataceae
Exons: 3
Coding region: 1-339 (112 amino acids)
Source: RefSeq, a predicted model, not a curated record